Molecule: messenger RNA, 1029 nt
Organism: Octopus sinensis (East Asian common octopus)
Lineage: Eukaryota; Metazoa; Mollusca; Cephalopoda; Octopoda; Octopodidae
Product: UDP-D-xylose:L-fucose alpha-1,3-D-xylosyltransferase 3-like
Exons: 1
Coding region: 1-1029 (342 amino acids)
Cellular component (GO): Golgi apparatus
Molecular function (GO): glycosyltransferase activity
Source: RefSeq, a predicted model, not a curated record
AUGCCAAUAUCUGUGAAAAUGCUUCGUCUAAAACGUUAUUUAUGUUUAUUAUUUUACUUUUCUAUAUUUGCUUGCACACUUGUGUUCAUUGGGAUGAAAAUGCUCCAGAAAAAUGAAUUGAAAUCUGAAAUUUUAAAAAGUGAACAAAAGAGCUAUUCUCAAAAUCUUCAAGGUGUAAUCAGCCAGUCAGUUGAAAUUGCUAAAGAUAUUAUGAAAAAACAUAAUUUAGUUUUAUUUACUCUUAUUAACAAUGCUUAUUUACCUUUUGUCUAUAGUUGGUUGUGUAACACUAUUAAUAUGGGUAUCCAUGAGCAAAUUCUCUUUAUUACUACAGAUGCUAUAUCAAAACAACAAUUUGAGAAGGAUUGGCCUAAUGUCAAAGUUGUUGUGUUGCCCGAGACUUCACUAAAUGGUAAUCAAACUUAUAGUAAAGUUGGUUAUGUAAAACUAAUGGUGAAACGUACAGAAAUUUUAAAUUCUUUAUUGCAGAAUGAUAUUGAAAUUCUUUUAUUUGAAGUUGACUGUCUUUGGGUUUCUAAUCCUAUUGAUGAAUGCAAAAAAAUAGCAUUGGAAAAUGAUAUGAUAGUUACAUGUAUUGCUGGCAGAAAAAGAUCUAUUGCUGGAGGUUUCAUAUAUAUGAAGCCUACAAACGCUGUGAAAACUCUCUGGCAAGAACUGAAUUCAAAGAUGAGACGUCUUGGCAAAGAAAUUGAUGGAAAAGAUGAUAAUAAACUUAUAUCUCGAAGUAAAAAUGACCAGGUAUUCUUUACGGGACUUAUUCGGAAUAGAUUUGGUGGAAUAAAAUAUGAAGUUCUUCCAUGGGACAGAUAUAUUGAUGGAAAAUGGUAUGAAAUGAAAUUAGAAGAUCGUCAGAAGAAACAUGUUGUUAUUAUUAACAAUAACUGGGUAGUUGGAAAUGCAAAAAAGUUAAAACGAGCCAAAAAAUUUGGACAUUGGUUUAUAGAUGACUCAAUGAAAUGUAAAAUGGAUCAAGUUGACAGAAUAGUUUACCGUGGGUUGUAUGUGUAA